This is a messenger RNA of Musca vetustissima, 1501 nucleotides long. Its product is annotated as kinesin heavy chain-like. Lineage: Eukaryota; Metazoa; Arthropoda; Insecta; Diptera; Muscidae. The annotation marks the transcript as partial. The transcript is spliced from 4 exons. The record is from RefSeq and is a predicted model, not a curated record.
AUGUCUGCGGAACGUGACAUGCCAGCAGAGGAUAGAUUGAACGAUCGCAAAGAAAGAUCCGGCUCAAAAAUUGUUGUGAAAUUCCCCAACAGUGCUGAGAAAAAUUGUCUUUCUAUAGGGCCGAUUCACGUGACAAACAGUGUGGCUGUGGACCUAGUGGCGGAUAUCAACCAACAAAGUCAAUAUGUAAAAAAUCUUAAGGAACAAAUCGUGGAGCAAGAGAAACUCAUUGCCAAUGCCCGUCGUGAAUACGAAGCCUUGCAGUCCGAAAUGGCUCGCACUCAACAGGAGAACGAAUCGGCCAAGGAAGAGAAGAAAGCAGUCAUACUAGAAAUGGUAGAAUUGACUCUUAACUCCUCACAAAAAAAGAAACACAUCAAAAAAAUGUUGUCCGACCUUUUGCGCGAUCUGGCCGAAGUUGGCCAAACCCUAUCCUCAGCCGAUUCCACAACCGACAUGAAAAUGAACAGCAUACCCAGUGCCGGCGACAUCGACAAGGUGGAAGAAGAUUUCACCAUGGCCCGCCUGUACAACUUGGAAACACAAAAAAUCGAUUCCAAUAAGAAACUCUCCGAAUACGAAAGAGAUUUGGGUGAAUAUCGUAUGAUUAUUUCCCAGCAUAAGGCUAACAUGAAAUCCUUGCUCCAGCAAUCAAUGCGUGAAGCUGAAAAUAAGAAACGUUCACUAGAGGAACAAAUCGAUUCGUUGCGUGAAGAAUGCGCUAAACUUAAGGCAGCCGAGCAUGUGUCCGCUGUCAAUGCCGAAGAAAAGCAAAAGGCCGAAGAAUUACGCGCCAUGUUCGAUUCACAAAUGGAUGAGUUGCGUGAAGCGCAUACCAAACAGGUGUCCGAAUUGCGCGAUGAAAUCAUUGCCAAGCAACACGAAAUGGCAGAAAUGAAGGAUUUGCAUCAGAAGCUAAUCCUCGCCCAUCAACAAAUGGCUGCCGAUUACGAGAAAUUGAAACAAGAAGAGGCUGAGAAAUCAAAUAAAUUACAAGAAAUCAUACUCACCAACGAGAGGCGUGAACAGGCUCGUAAUGAUCUCAAGGGUUUGGAAGAUACAGUGGCUAAGAAAUUGCAGACAUUGCAUAAUUUGCGGAAAUUGUUUGUUCAAAAUUUACAGGCCCGCAUUAAGAAAACCGUUCUAAACGAGGACAGCGAAGAAGACGGUGGCUCAUUGGCCCAAAAACAGAAAAUCUCCUUCCUCGAAAAUAAUCUGGACCAACUCACCAAAGUGCACAAACAAUUGGUGCGUGACAAUGCCGAUCUACGCUGUGAAUUGCCCAAAUUGGAGAAACGUUUGCGCACCACCAUGGAGCGUGUCAAGGCCUUGGAGACAGCGCUGAAAGAAGCCAAAGAAGGUGCCAUGCGUGACCGUAAACGCUAUCAAUACGAGGUGGAUCGCAUCAAGGAGGCAGUGCGACAGAAACAUUUUGGACGACGUGGUCCUCAGGCGAAAAUUACUAAACCCAUUUCUGCUGGUCAGGGUGCAAAUACCUCAA